ACUCAGACAGACAGACAUCAAGAGCGCAAAAGUGCACUUUUUAUUUUUUGAAAAACAAAAUGCAGCAUUGGAGGAGAAAGUAUCGUCCUGACAUCUGUCGGAAGUAAUUCACACAUUUAGUUCAAGGAGCUAACAUUAGAUGUCGGAACGAUAGUAAAUCGACAGUAAACAAUCAAUUUAACUUAACCUCAAAUAGAAAAUUAGGAAUACAUUUGAUAUAAAACAAUUAUUAGUGUAUUUGAUACAAUGUUAAUAAAUCAAAACACAAAAAUUGUUAGUAAAAACGUAGUUUUGGUACCUUACCGAAAAGAGCACGUGGAAAAGUACAACAAUUGGAUGCAAUCGGAAGAACUGCAACGCCUAACAGCCUCGGAACCUCUAACUCUCGCAGAGGAAUAUGAAAUGCAACAGUCGUGGAUGCGAGAUGAGAACAAGUGCACUUUUAUAAUUCUUGAUCGUGAUACUUACGAUAAAACUCAAAACGAAAUUGAGGCGAUGGUCGGCGAUACCAAUUUGUUUUUUGCAAACGACCUCGAUCACGUAGUCGCGGAGGCGGAAAUAAUGAUCGCUGAAACGCAAGCGCGAGGUAAACACAUCGGAUGGAGAGCUAUGCUAUUGAUGCUAAUGUACGGAGUAACGAGUUUGCACGUACGGCAGUACGUUGUCAAAAUUACCAGAGAUAAUCAAAUUAGUAUUAAUAUGUUCGAGAAGAUGGGUUUUGUCCUUACGAGUACUAGCGAGGUGUUUAAUGAAGUUACGUUGAAUAGAAUUGUAGAUGAUAGCUGGAUAACUUGGCUCACGGCGACUGUGGGUGAAUAUGAUGUUAUUGAAGAGGAUUAAGUUUUUGUUUUCAACAAAGUUCAUUUGUUUCAUUGUUAAUCAUCACACAAAUCAUGUCUUACGCUGGUUUUACAGCAACAAUCAAGUGAUCAAUUUCUUGUUCAGGUUGCUUUGAUAAAGAAAACUUUAUGAGUGUAAACACCGAAUUGGAUGCAGUGCAGUGUAAAACCAAGGAACUUGAGCAAGAAAUUGUUCUAUAUAUGAAGUACCUAAUUGCUUUGUGGUUAAUAAAUGAUAAAAAUAUUAAAAUUUUCCUCGUUAAUUC
This is a messenger RNA of Photinus pyralis (common eastern firefly), 1105 nucleotides long. Its product is annotated as N-acetyltransferase 9-like protein. Gene Ontology annotation, molecular function: N-acetyltransferase activity. Bases 247 to 840 code for a protein of 197 amino acids. Gene Ontology annotation, biological process: protein acetylation. The record is from RefSeq and is a predicted model, not a curated record. Lineage: Eukaryota; Metazoa; Arthropoda; Insecta; Coleoptera; Lampyridae. The transcript is spliced from 4 exons.